This is a messenger RNA of Carassius auratus (goldfish), 2087 nucleotides long. RefSeq names its product potassium voltage-gated channel subfamily S member 3-like. The transcript has a single exon. The annotation marks the transcript as partial. Gene Ontology annotation, biological process: potassium ion transmembrane transport; protein homooligomerization; action potential. Gene Ontology annotation, molecular function: voltage-gated potassium channel activity. NCBI's taxonomy places the organism in Eukaryota, Metazoa, Chordata, Actinopteri, Cypriniformes, Cyprinidae. Gene Ontology annotation, cellular component: voltage-gated potassium channel complex; membrane. The record is from RefSeq and is a predicted model, not a curated record.
CUCGCCCAACUUCUCUACUGCAGUUCAGAGGCUGCUAUUCUCCAGCUUUGUGACGACUAUGCAGCUGCUGAACGUGAGUUUUUUCGACCGAAACCCAUGGUUUUUCCCGCUAUGUGCCUGAAUUUCUACCAUAACGGAAAGAUCCACCUGAUGGAAGAGCUGUGCGUGUUUAGCUUCAGCCAGGAGCUGGAGUACUGGGGCAUCAAGGAGCUUCACCUGGACUUGCUGGCAGCAAACAGGUUUCAAGAACAGAAAGAGUAUGCAGGAGAUCACGACUGGGAAAACGAGGAUGACCCACAAAACCAGCUGCACAGCUUAGAUUCAUCUAUGGAGGAACUAUCUGCGUUUGACAAAGACCUUGAAAAGUUUGAGGGCACCUGGUGCUCCGAGAAGCGUAAGGAACUCUGGCUGCGACUGGAAAACCCGGGAUACUCGUGCUCUGCGAAAGUAACUGCAGUGUUUUCGCUGAGUGUGGUACUGAUGAGUAUCAUAGCCAUGUGCGUUCACAGCAUGCCCGAGUUCCACCAGGUGGACAUUAAUGACAAAGAAGUAGAGAACCUCGUGUUGAAAAAUUUCGAGACCUUUUGCGUCCUCUGGUUCUCUUUUGAGUUCAUCCUACGAUUAGCAGUCACACCAUGUUUGUGCAAAUUCCUGAGCAAUGCGCUAAACAUCAUUGAUUUCGCCUCUAUUAUUCCAUUUUAUGCCACUUUGGCAUUUGAAACUGUUGAUGCUGAGGAAAGCGAGGAGCUUGUGAACGUGGGAAGGGUGGUGCAAAUCCUGCGCCUCAUGCGUAUCUUUCGCAUCCUCAAACUGGCACGGCAUUCGGUUGGGCUGCGUUCGCUUGGUGCGACUCUCCGUCACAGCUACCAUGAGGUCGGACUCCUCAUCCUCUUCCUUUCCGUCGGAAUCUCCAUUUUCUCAGCACUCAUCUAUUUUGUGGAGAGAGAGAACGCUGAGUCAGAACUGCAGACCAUACCGGUGGGCUGGUGGUGGGCGACGAUCACCAUGACCACGGUGGGAUACGGCGACACGUAUCCCGUCACGCUGGCUGGGAAACUAAUCGCCACCUUAUGCAUCAUUUGUGGCCUGCUUGUAGUCGCCCUUCCGAUCUCUAUUAUAUUCAACAAGUUCUCCAAGUACUACCAGAGACAGAAAGCCCUGGUGGAGUCCGACCAGCUCCAUCAGGAAGACGAAAAACUGCCAAAUCUCAGCAUGCCUUUACUUUACAUAGGAGACCUCUACGGACAAAAGAUGAAUACUCUGGUGUGCAGUGAGUCCUCAGUAGGGAGCGCAGGGAGCGAGGGAGAUAUCACUGAUGCUUCCAGCAUUCAAGAUGUUGAAAUUGACUGCCCUACUCGGAUGCCACAGGCCCAAAAAGCCACAUAGAUCAGGGCACCUCAAAUCCAGUCCUAGAGGGCCACUGCCCUGCAGAGUUUAGCUCCAACCUUGAUUAAACUUACUUACCUGUGAUUUUCUAUGGAUCUUGAAGACCUUGAUGAGCUUUCUCAGUAGUAUUUGAUCAGGUUUGCAGCUAAACUAAGCAUGGCAUUGGCCCCUCCAGGGCAAGAUUUGAGGAACCCUGGCACAAAAGCUAAUAUGCACAACCUUAUACCUCGAUUAGGGAUCUGAAGAAACAAAAAUAAACUUCCUUGCUUAGAUCUGCAGAACAUGUUGAGGAAACACUAGAGGACCCUAUGACUCAAAGCUCUCAUUCCUUACUGAAUGAAUCCUGGACCUUUAGUUCUCAGGGUGAAAAUGUAUCAAGCUUUCUAUUAUUUAUGGAUCAGAACCUUUUAUGGAAACUAAUCCAAACAACAGGUUAGCAUUAAUGCUGAUGCUUUAUACCCAAUUAAAAGCACUGACAUGACUGUUUUUUUUUUUUAAUCCUUUGGACAAGCUGUUUAUUUAAUUACAAGUCUUUCUGCAGGACCCGUGGGAAAAGAACUAUGCUUAAAUGUUUUAUAGGCAAUGACAGCAUCUAAAAUGCUGGACUUCAGAAGGCAUGUUAGUGUACACCAUCCUCCCUAAUGUGUCCAUCAGAGAGGGAAGGAUGGAAAGAGUGCAUGCAUAUUUCAACAAGAGAGAGG